Pseudoliparis swirei is the source of this 639-nucleotide messenger RNA. It is a transcript of the gene ndufs5, whose product is annotated as NADH:ubiquinone oxidoreductase subunit S5. The record is from RefSeq and is a predicted model, not a curated record. The transcript is spliced from 4 exons. Gene Ontology annotation, biological process: mitochondrial respiratory chain complex I assembly. Lineage: Eukaryota; Metazoa; Chordata; Actinopteri; Perciformes; Liparidae. The coding region runs from base 87 to 455 and encodes 122 amino acids.
GACACAUCUUCUACUUUACGGCCGUGUUUGUAUCAGCCGCUAAGUCGGAGGAAGGUUAAAGCGAAUCCCAGAAAGCAAACGCCGCCAUGCCGUUCGUGGACAUCCAGUCGUGGCUCGGUAUCAACGUUGACGGCUGGAUGCUGCAGCAGAGCGGAGCGCAGCCCCACCAUCGGGCGCCGCGUUGCCACGCCUUCGAGAAGGAGUGGAUCGAGUGCGGCCACGGCAUCGGGCAGAUCCGCGCCAAGAAGGAGUGCCUGCCCGAGUUCGAGGACUUCUAUGAGUGCAUGCACAAGCAGAAGACCCAGCAGGAAGUGCCUCUCCUCCACCCAGAUGGCCCGAUGAGCCCGUUGGCCACGUCUCAUUCUGCAGAGCAGGAAGUGCUGAGUGAAGACGACGGUCAGAGGCCGACCACAAGAGGCUGUACGCCAUCCGUCAGCAGCGGGACAAGCUGGUGAAGGAGGGAACCUACACACCUCCAAGCUGCCACUCAGGCAAGCCCGAACAUGGGCCAUGAGGGGCCACUGGGGGCCGUGGGGGGCCACAGGGGGCCGUGAGGGGGAGUGCUCUUGUCUAUAGUAGAGCAGAUGUUGCUGUUUCCGGUCCGCCUGUACAUGUUUGCAAAUAAAUCGUUCUCAUGAA